AGUACAAGUAGAUGAAUCGUUGGGACUGUAUCUAAUUAUCAUAUUAUCAAGAUAUUGUGAGUGUAUUUAAAUACGGUGGAAAUUCUCGCGAAACUAUUUUACAUAGAGCUUCACUAUGAGUGUGAUAUUGUUCUUUCUAACUUAUUUGAUUGUCUGUCAAAGUGCACCAAUUGAUGUUGAAUUAGAUGACAAUGAAGUUUCAAGUGUGGAAGCGGAAUUAGGUGACCACUUUGAAGGUGACCUGUUGUUGACACCGGCUCAAAGGGAGGCGAUAUUUUCAGCGCGAAAUGGAUUAGUGGAUGAAGCAACACGGUGGCCCAAUAAGACAGUCAUUUAUUAUAUUGUGGCUGAUGAUUUUAAUGAGGAGGAGGUGAGGAUGAUAGAGGAGGGAAUGGCCGAUAUCGCUAACAAGUCGUGCAUCACGUUCCGGCCGCGAGAUGGAGAUGAGUAUGCAGUUAUAAUACAGGGUACGAGCUCUGGGUGCUUCUCAAACGUUGGCUACAGUAUGUCAGAUGACGGCGACAAUAUAAAGCAAGUACUCAAUCUGGCUAAAGGCUGCUUCAGACACGGCACGGUUGUGCACGAAAUGUUGCACACUCUGGGAUUCUAUCACAUGCAGAGCUCUUACAACAGAGAUGAAUACGUCGCUAUCCUGUGGGAGAAUAUUUCUGAAAAUCACAAACACAACUUCAAAAAAUAUACGAACGACACGGUGACUGACUUCGGAGUUCGUUACGACUACGGCAGUGUUAUGCAUUAUCCUGACACCGCUUUCUCUAUUAACAAAAACAAAACUAUUGUGCCUUUACAGGAGGGCGUUGAAAUUGGACAGAGAAAGGGUUUAUCGGACAGUGAUGUGGCGAAGUUAAACAAGAUGUAUUGCGAUUUCGGCGACGAUAUUGAAAUGUAGAUCUAAUUAUGUAUUUGUAUUUGUAAUAAAUGCUGAUGAAUGAC
Messenger RNA from Leptidea sinapis, 954 nucleotides. RefSeq names its product seminal metalloprotease 1-like. The record is from RefSeq and is a predicted model, not a curated record. NCBI's taxonomy places the organism in Eukaryota, Metazoa, Arthropoda, Insecta, Lepidoptera, Pieridae. Gene Ontology annotation, biological process: proteolysis. Gene Ontology annotation, molecular function: metalloendopeptidase activity; zinc ion binding. The transcript is spliced from 6 exons. Bases 116 to 910 code for a protein of 264 amino acids.